AGCCAAAAUUCUAAAUGUAUUCCCAAUAAAUAUCACAGAAGCGUAAAUGUCUUUCUUGUACUUUUGAAUGUAACGAUAAUUUUUGAUUGUUAUUGAAUUGAUGUGGCAACCUCGUCGGCGCUGCCAACUGAAUGGCAAAAAAGUAUCGAUGCUGUUAACACACACACGCACACACACACACACAGCUAUCGAUAUUAAACGUACGUGUCCAAAAUCAGCUGCGUCGAAUGAAACAAACAAUGCGCUGCAUAAAUACCUCGCAACUGGCUGCCCAUUAAGAAAUUGAACUGACGAAAUCAGUUGGAUUUAGUUGUAAACAGCUGGCGAACGAAUUAGCAGAAGACAGCAGACAAGGCAACAAUGACAACACCUGGAAAAGUGCGCCGCAACGUGCUGGCCACAAGUGGACUGGGCCUGGCGCUGCUCGUUUUGUUGUACUGGACAAAACUGACGGGCGGCUACUUUGCAGCGCUCGAUGAGGCCGCAACAAACAAGAACUGUUUCUGUGAGCUGGAAGGCUCCAUCAACGAUUGCAGCUGUGAUGUGGACACGGUCGAUCAUUUUAAUAACAUGAAGGUCUAUCCCAGGCUGCAGAGUCUGUUGGUGAAAAACUUCUUUCGUUUCUACAAGGUUAACCUGAAGCAGGACUGUCCCUUCUGGCCGGACGACAGCCGUUGCGCCAUACGCUUCUGUCAGGUGGAGAACUGCGAGGAGAAGGCCAUACCGGAGGGCAUCAAGGAUAACACCGAGCACAGAGACAAGGCGGCAUCGUACAAGUACACGCGAGAGGCGCAGGUGGACAGAGGCUGCUCGGAGGCGGAGGACUUUGACAGCGCAUUGGGUUUCCUGGACACGAGCAUUAGUGAUCAGGCGCACAAGGAGUUCGAGCUGUGGGCAAAGCACGACGAGGCCGAGGAGGACUUUUGCAUUAUGGAUGAUCAUGAUGCGGAUGCACAGUAUGUCGAUUUGUUGCUCAAUCCGGAACGUUAUACGGGCUACAAGGGCGACUCGGCGCAUCGCAUCUGGAACAGCAUAUAUCUGGAGAAUUGUUUCGGUGGCAACAACGAGACGUCCAAUAAAUUCUCCAGCUAUAUGCCGCACAUGGAGCUGCGUGAUGUUUGCCUGGAGCAGCGCGCUUUCUAUCGCAUCAUCUCGGGCCUACACUCCAGCAUCAAUAUACACCUAUGCUCCAAGUAUUUGUUAUCCGAAACGAAAGACUUUCUGGAUCCACAGGGCAUUUGGGGGCCCAAUGUAAAGGAGUUCAAGCGUCGUUUCAGUCCCGAAACAACAAGCGGCGAGGGUCCACACUGGCUGCGAAAUCUAUACUUCAUAUAUCUGGUGGAGCUGCGCGCCCUGGCCAAGGCGGCGCCUUAUCUGCGACGCGAGAACUACUACACGGGCAUUGCCGAGGAGGACGAGGAGGUCAAGCUGGCCAUGCACGACAUGCUGUCGGUCAUUGAAUCCUUCCAGUCGCACUUCAAUGAGAAUGCGCUCUUUAGCAGCGGCAUCGCCUCCAUUAAGUUCAAGGAUGAUUACAAGGAGAAGUUCCGGAAUAUAUCCAGAAUCAUGGACUGUGUGGGCUGCGACAAGUGCAAGCUGUGGGGCAAAUUGCAGACCCAAGGCCUGGGCACCGCACUCAAGAUACUCUACUCGGAGAAGCUCAACUUGGCAACCGAAAGCGGUCUGUGGGACAAACCACACAUCGAGGCCGAUCCCAUUUUCAGGCUGUCGCGCACAGAAAUCGUAGCAUUAUUCAAUGCCUUCGGCAGAUUAUCUACCAGCAUAUAUGAGAUGGAGAAUUUCCGGCGAGUGCUGAGAUAGCCCAAAGGACGUUAACGCCCCAAAAAAAUAAAAAAAAAAAACACGGCACAAAUCCAAUUCCCUUCAAUAGAGCUAGACGCUACGAAUGCCCAAAAAAAAAAGAAAAGAAAUUGAUGAGCGCACAUCUAAAGACAUUAUUGAUAUGGAUCUUAUGUACGGUUUCCAUCCAAAAGUUAUGAUUAUAUAACGGGACAGCAGCCAGAGGCUAACGACCCUGUGUCCCAUAUAUGGCUGCAUUUUUGUAUAUAUACAUUGGGAAUGCAUUAAAACGUAUAUUCGUAUA
Messenger RNA from Drosophila novamexicana, 2104 nucleotides. RefSeq names its product ero1-like protein (gene Ero1L). The record is from RefSeq and is a predicted model, not a curated record. Gene Ontology annotation, cellular component: endoplasmic reticulum membrane; endoplasmic reticulum. The transcript is spliced from 5 exons. The coding region runs from base 361 to 1821 and encodes 486 amino acids. Gene Ontology annotation, biological process: protein folding in endoplasmic reticulum. Lineage: Eukaryota; Metazoa; Arthropoda; Insecta; Diptera; Drosophilidae. Gene Ontology annotation, molecular function: FAD binding; thiol oxidase activity; protein-disulfide reductase activity.